AUGCCAAUCAACGAACCACAACUGCUCCUGAACUGCUUUGCCAUGCCCCAGUCCAACUCAUCAGUAGACAGCCCAAAAAAGACAAAGCAGAAGAAAUUGACCGAGGAAGAGGUGCUGGUCUUAAAAUCUCACCUAGAAGAAUGGAAGGAAGCCGCUGCCAAGGAUAGAAAAAAGAUCUUGAAGGCGGUCAUAAAAGAGGCCAAGGUGCAUGCCCCUGCUAUGGAUGACCGGUUACUGAAGAAAAGGAAACUUGUGUACCGGGACUGGUUAUAUAACCGAAGACCUGAAAAGACUCGCAAAAAAAAAGACAGCAAGUUCGGUCAGAAAUGGACUUCCCGGUCGGUGAUAGAACAACAGCGCAAGGAGGAGAUCAUUGAAAAGACCGGAGCAAUGCCAGGAUCAAAGAAAUUUAUUGAAAGAUACCAGACAACCCUCACUGCAGUCAUGGCCAGUCUAUCUAAAGAGCAGCUGGAGGAAGCUCAGAAGACUGCGAUCAAGUGGUCUGACAAGGCUCCUCCAGCAGGUGUCCAGGCCGACUUUGCAAAGAAGAAAGCACCCGGUAUGAUGAAGGAUUUGGCGACCAAGUUAUGGAAGCAGGCCGGUAUGAGAAUAUUCAUAUUAUCAGCAUGGAAAGCAGAGGAAGGUGAGGUGAGGAUCAAUGGAAUUGACUUCAAUAAAAAGUUAGAAGGCAAUAGUUUUACAGAUACAAAGGACUGGAAGCCCAUGUUAUCAGAGUGGAAUGCCUAUGCCAGAGAAGAGUUCGAAGUUGACCUGAAUGAUGAUGACGACAACGAUGAUGAGGGGGAGGUAAAGAAGAGCAGAAAAAAAGGGCGAAAGAAGGAAGAUUAUCCGUUGGAGGUGGAUACCUAUGGACUUCCGGUCAUACUGGACGCUGAAGAUCUUAACCUAGAGGGUAAAAAGCAUCUUAUCCGGACAUUCCUCACAAGACACUACAGGUUGUGCAGCCAACAAACAAAGGCAUCUGUACCAUGGUCCUCAGUGAGGAUGGCACAGGGUGAUUUUAUUGAGGCCAAGUUUUUACCUACCGGCUGCCAGCUGGACGAUCCGUCAAAGAUUCGGUUGGUGGAUGCCGACCGGCUGUUAGAGUUGUGGCGUCAAAGACAGAAGGACCAGGUUCGCCCAACCUUUGAAUUCAAAGCCUGGGAGGGCGAUGAUAAGAUGAUGAGAGAACCAGUGGAGAUGAUCUCAGGCAACGAUUCUGACAUCAGACCCAGGGUUCCGGUGAAAAAGUCAACUGGAAAGCGCAGCAGGAGGAUGGAACAGGAGUUGAGUAGUGAGGAUGAUGACAACGAUGAUGAUAAUGAUAAGGAGGAUAGAGAGGAAGACAAGGAAGAAGGCGGAGGCAAGCACCGCCGGGCCCAUACAGUUCCAUCCGACUCAGAGCAAGAAGAUCCUCCUCCACCAGUCAAGAAACCCAUGCCAGUCCCAAAACCCAAACCAACCAAAAUGCACCACCAUGCCAGUCCGGUUCCAUCUGAUUCAGAUAACGAAGAUCCUCCCCCACCGGUCAAGAAACCCGUGCCGGUCCCAAAACCCACAAAAAAGCGGGGUAGGGUUGAUCCUAUUCAAACGGAUUCAGAGUCAGAUCGUCAGCCACUGGUCAAGAAAUCCAAGCUCGCUGCAAGUAGAAGGGGACCGUCAGAAGACAACACCGGUACCGGUGCUGUGCAAUCAACUGGUAAUCAUAUUAAUGACCCUCUGCCUGCAUCUAAAAGUCAUGAAUUUGGGCCUAUAUCAGGUAUGCAGACCAGGAAGAAUAAGAACAAACCACUGGCGCCCAAACCAACACCUCCUUCCCCAAGAAAGUCCACCAGAAGGAAAACCAAAGGACCCGAACCCAAGAUUACCAAUCCAGAGCCAAAGCGCUCUCUUAGAAGUAAAAAGGCAUCUUAUAAAGCUAACUAUAUGCACAAGUAG
Molecule: messenger RNA, 1938 nt
Organism: Suillus discolor
Lineage: Eukaryota; Fungi; Basidiomycota; Agaricomycetes; Boletales; Suillaceae
Exons: 7
Coding region: 1-1938 (645 amino acids)
Source: RefSeq, a predicted model, not a curated record